AUCUGGCAUUUCUAAUGGUGAACUUUGAACUUAAAAACAAUAACAAUGAUGUCUUCCUUAGCAGUAUUAUUUCAUUUGUUAGCAUUUAUUGUUGACUUUUAUGCACUGUAUUAUGAUUUAAACUAUAUUAAAAUAGGAACUGACGGAUUAGGAGGGAAAUAUAAAUUUCUUACUAUAUGGAACAUUACAUUUCAGUGUUUCUAUUUUGGUUUAUGUGUGGUAACAGAUCUAAGUUCCUCUGAGCCUGGGCCAACAAAUGUCCUAACUAGAGGAAAGUUAACUCGCUGGAGAGACAACUUUCAUGCUGUUGUUGCUUUUCCUGUUGGCAUGUUUGUUGUAGUGACAUUCUGGGUGUUGUAUUUAGUUGAUAGAGAGCUUGUCUAUCCAGAGUCUUUGGAUAAAAUUAUUCCUCCAGUUAUCAACCAUAUUCUGCAUACAACAGUCUUGCCUUUCAUUCUACUAGACAAAUAUUUCAUCUAUCAUAACCACCCUUCUCAAUGGCGAGGCCUCUCUGGAACUAUUGCUGUGGCAGGAUGUUACCUUAUUUGGAUUCUGUUCAUUGCUUACUAUGAGAAUUUUUGGGUCUAUCCUAUACUUCAAGUGCUAGAGAGUCACCAGAGGGCAGUGUUCAUAGUUAUUUGUCUACUGUUUUUUGCCUCACAGUACAUACUAGGACAGAGUUUAACACAAUUCAUUUGGAGGAAACAAAGAUCAACACUCAAGAAAUUAAAGUAAAUGGACUUUAGAGCAACAUUCAGUGCACUAGACAGUUGGGUAACAAGCAGUAUUGAUAUCACAAAACUCAAGAGCUUGUUGUCUCUGAUCAAAGAUUGAACAUGUGAAUGGCAAUGUUCAAGUGAAUGGGCUUGUUUUUUGUCUGUUUAUUCAAGAUUUUUUUGGAAUUUUAAAAAAUAUUUAUUUAUAUCUUGAUAUUUGCAUUUUGUACUGAACUUUGUGAUUGCUUCACAUUACGGUAAUUGAUGUUUAGAGGGUGUUUAAUUGAUGUUUAAUGUUUAGAGGGUGUUAAAUGUUAAACAUGUUUAACUGAAUACUAAUUUAUCUUUUUUGGUGUAACUGAUAUUUAGUGUUUAAAAGUGUCACUACAUUACGGUAUUGAUUUGUCUGCAUGAGAUGCGCGAAGAUAUGCAGGUCCCAACUAGAUUUGCAAAGUCAUCUGCACUCAUCCUUUAUAAUUAGAAUCGAAGACAUAGCAAGACACAACCACAGCAACAAAUAUUGGCAAUCAAAUCAUUCCAUACACUUCCACUCUUUGAUUCAUUGAUAUAAACAUUGCACAUGUAACUUGAGUGAAACUGGUUGGAAUGGAUGCUUUCUUUGUUAUUUUAUUUGAUACUGUUUUGUUUGGGGUCAUGCACAAGUUGUAAGACAAAUGUUCAUAAUAAAGAUUAUUAUUAGUAACUGCUGUGAAAGAAAACAUUUGGCUCUAAUAAAAGUCAUGAACAAAUAA
Molecule: messenger RNA, 1468 nt
Organism: Biomphalaria glabrata
Lineage: Eukaryota; Metazoa; Mollusca; Gastropoda; Planorbidae
Product: androgen-induced gene 1 protein-like
Exons: 6
Coding region: 46-735 (229 amino acids)
Cellular component (GO): endomembrane system; membrane
Source: RefSeq, a predicted model, not a curated record